Molecule: messenger RNA, 1218 nt
Organism: Ascoidea rubescens DSM 1968
Lineage: Eukaryota; Fungi; Ascomycota; Saccharomycetes; Ascoideales; Ascoideaceae
Product: type I HSP40 co-chaperone YDJ1
Exons: 1
Coding region: 1-1218 (405 amino acids)
Biological process (GO): response to heat; protein refolding
Cellular component (GO): cytoplasm; cytosol; nucleus
Molecular function (GO): ATP binding; Hsp70 protein binding
Source: RefSeq, a predicted model, not a curated record
AUGGUUAAAGAAACUAAACUCUACGAUCUAUUAGGUGUUUCUCCAAAUGCCACUGCAAAUGAAAUCAAAAAGGCUUAUAGAAGAAAGGCUUUGAGUUGUCACCCUGAUAAAAACCCUUCUCCUGAAGCUGCUGAACAAUUCAAAGAUAUUACAAGUGCUUACGAAGUUCUAUCUGACGACUCUAAAAGAGAUGCCUACGAUCAAUAUGGCUCUGAUGGUCCAUCGAUGGGUCCAGGUGGAAUGGGAGGUAUGGGUGAUGACAUAUUCUCUCAAUUCUUUGGUGGGAUGUUUCCUGGUGGCGCUGGUGGCCCAUCCAAACCUUCUGGUCCUCAAAGAAGUAAAGAUAUCAAAUAUAACAUCUCUUGUACUUUAGAAGAACUAUACAAUGGUAAAACCUCCAAAUUGGCUUUAAACAAAACUAUCAUCUGUAAAUCCUGUAAGGGUAUUGGUGGUAAAGCAGGAUCAGUUAAGACAUGUACAAGCUGUCAUGGUUCUGGUUACAAAUUCGUGACAAAACAAAUGGGUCCAAUCAUUCAAAGAAUUCAAGCCCCUUGUGAUGCUUGUUAUGGUGAAGGUGAAACUAUUGACCCAAGAAAUAGAUGUGCUCAUUGUAAGGGUAAAAAAGUUGACAGCGAAAGAAAAAUCUUGGAAGUUGUAAUCAAACCAGGUAUGAAAGCUGGUGAAACAGUUGUAUUUCAAGGUGAAGGUGACCAAGGUCCAAACAUCAUUCCCGGUGAUGUUAUCUUUGUGAUUGAUGAGAAAAAACACGAAAGAUUUACAAGAAAGGACUCUAAUUUGUUUUAUAACUGCACUGUUGAUUUAUUAACCGCUUUAGCUGGUGGUCAAGUUGCUAUUAAAGAUUUACAUAACGGCUGGAUAAAAGUUAAUAUUUUGCCUGGCGAAGUUAUUAAACCUGGUGCACUAAAAGUCAUUGAAGAGCAAGGUAUGCCAAUAAAGAAUCAUCCAGGCAGCUUUGGACAUUUAUUUGUCAAAUUUGAAAUUGACUUCCCCAAUGAUAAUUUUGCAGAUGAUGAUAAAUUGAAAUUAUUAGAAAGUAUAUUACCACCAAGAAAGAAAGUGACUUUCCCAAAGAAUGCUAAUAUCAAAGAUGUUAUCUUAACAGAGGUCGAUCCAUUGAAACAUGAAAAGAGAAGAGGCGGAUACGAGGAUGAAGAUGAUUAUCCACAGGGUGAAGGAGUUCAAUGUUCUUCUCAAUAG